Molecule: messenger RNA, 2244 nt
Organism: Prorocentrum cordatum
Lineage: Eukaryota; Dinophyceae; Prorocentrales; Prorocentraceae
Source: the annotation of a GenBank genome assembly
CGCACUCGUAUGCACGUCCCUCCCCCCCCCGGCCGCUUGGACACAUCUGGUCACUGUAUACUGUGGUGUGGUCGCUCGGUAUUGCCCGUGUCGUCGUCUGGCAGGUCUCCGCCCGUCGUUGUCGCCGUCGUUUGUGAGCGUCGCACGCUGUCAGUGUCGUCGCCGCGCCGCCCUUGUCCAGAGGCCGCUGGGUGUCCUGGGGCGGCGUUGUGGACGGGGGCAUCGACGGCCGCCGCCGCCGCGGGCGCCGCGGCGCUCACGGGGGGCUUCCUGUGGCUCGCGCCCUCGCAGCUCGGCCGGAUGCUGGGCGCGCCCGAGGCGCCGCCGCCCCCAGCGCGAGCCUACGGGCCAGAGGAGACUUCUCCGAGUCCGCCUCGUUCGGUGGCUCCAGGCCCGGCUGGGUGUUCAAGCGGGACCGCCUGGGCCUCGGCUAUUACCGCGACGCUGUUAGGAGCAGCGCCGGCGAGUGAGGUCGACAAGCCGCUGCAGAGCGAGGCGGAGACGCUGGACGAGUACCAGGCCGAGGUGGAGCUUCCUCACUCUCUCGACGAAGGACCACGCGUGAGGAGACUAGGCCAGACGAUCGGACUCUACGCGGAGCAGGAGGAAGACGCCUACCAGGAGAUGGAGAAGAAUGUGCGGGCGAUCUGUCCGGGCCUGGAGGAUUUGAAUCUCGUCCCCGACGAGCUGCGUGGCAUCAUCUUCUUGGUGAAUGCGAACUUAGACCCGAGUGAGCGGGCCACGGUGGUGGCAGGACUACACGACUGGAAGAUCGAAUUAGUCAUCGAGAAGCUGAAGUACGUGUGGGCUGACAAGGACCUGCUGGCGAGGGACAGCCUGGAGUUCGACGAGGAGGACCUAGAGGCGCUGGAGGCCUACGCCGUGGACGCGGAGGUGUACGCGCAGGACGCUCGCCGGACCUUCACAGAGGCUAAGAAACUGCUGGCGGAGGCGGCGAAGAACAGGAGCGGCUACUUUCCAGUGGUCGGGAUCGGCCAGAUACCCGAGAAGCAGUUCAAGGAUCAGAAGACGAUCGACGCGGCGAGACCUCCCAAGGGUAAGGGCAAGGGCAUUAAGUGCCUGAUCUGCCAGGGGCCUCAUCGCGCCGUGGACUGUCCCAAGCGAGGCAACACUGGCAACGACGGCAACAACGUGCAGAUGGCAGCCCAGGGCUUCGUGGAUGCCGAAGACGACGACGAGAACAAUUACGGCAAUGAGGGCAACGCUCCUGAGGAGGGUCAAGCUGGUUGGGUACACGAGGAGAUGAUCGGAUACGCCAUCAUCGACAUGGGAGCCUCGAAGAGCAUGAUCGGGAUCGACCUGGCUGCAGCCAUCCAGGGCGCCAUCAUCGAGGAGACGGGCGAGGACCAUGUCACCAUGGACUACGCGAAGAAGACGAGGGCCACGUAUGCGGGCGGCGAGAAGGGCCAGUCCAUCGGCAAGUUCGGCUUCGAGCACCCGGUGGCGCUGGUCGAGGGCGACAACAAGCUUUGGUUCGACCUGGUCGAGACGAAGUCCCCGAUGUUUCUGGGUCUGGACUACCUGGAGAAGGCUGGGGCAGAUCUGAUCAAGGAGAGGUCCGCCCUGGUCUUCGCCGACGGCCGCGAGGAGAACCUGACGAUGUGGAGAUGGAACCUCUGGAAGAGGGAGACGAAGAGCAACUACCUGCGGACGAAGGGCCGGGGAGCGAAGGGGCUCGCGACGCUGAACCGGAUCAAGAAAUGGCACCUCGCUCCAGGCGCGCUCCUGGCGGCCGUCGUUUUCGAAAGGUGCGGCCAGACGGUGGCCAGGACCCCGCUGCUGGCGGCGGCCCUCAGCGGGGGCGACGACCCGUUCGUCGCGGCCCUCCUCACGCUGAGCGACGCGUGGCAGCUGGUCUGCAGUGCCAGCGGGGGGGAGUCCCAGGCGGCGGGGAUCUGGUCGAAGGUGGCCUGGGGAGAGCCGCCGCAUCAGGCCGGGCACGGCCAGCCGGGGAGGCGUUGCCGCGCCAGCGGCGGCGAGGGCGGGGCCGCGGAGUGCUUCGCGGGCGCUGACGCAGGUGCCGCGGCCACCAGCGGCGGAGCCGCUUGCGCGCCCCCCGCCCGCUGGCCGGAGUCUGAGAGCGACGACGACGAGAGUGCGUGCCCGAGGCUGCCGGCGGCGUCCCGCUGGAAGGAGGGGCCGCGCCCCCCGCCCGGGCCGACGAGGGUCCAGCUCACGGUGCCAGCCUGGAGAGAGGCCGACUUGCCCCGCCCGCGGGGCUGA